This is a messenger RNA of Orcinus orca (killer whale), 3283 nucleotides long. It is a transcript of the gene DCLRE1C, whose product is annotated as DNA cross-link repair 1C. The coding region runs from base 191 to 2461 and encodes 756 amino acids. NCBI's taxonomy places the organism in Eukaryota, Metazoa, Chordata, Mammalia, Artiodactyla, Delphinidae. Gene Ontology annotation, molecular function: 5'-3' DNA exonuclease activity; damaged DNA binding. The record is from RefSeq and is a predicted model, not a curated record. The transcript has 14 exons. Gene Ontology annotation, biological process: double-strand break repair via nonhomologous end joining; protection from non-homologous end joining at telomere; interstrand cross-link repair.
UGUUGUGUCAAGGUAUCCGGGAGGAGCCUCACUUCUCGCGCUGCACCCUAGAUUCCUCCACCCGGCCUCCCAGCUCUGAGCGCAGGGUAGCCCAAUUAGUUGGUUUCACCCCGCAGGUCGCGGGCUGCGGGAACUGACUGGAAGCUCCUUGGCGCUGCCCCCCUCCCGCCCCCCGGGCCGAGGGGCUGCUAUGAUUGGACGUGGCUGCGCCCGGCCGGCCAAUGGUGAGGCGGCGGCAGCUUCCCGGAAGUGGCGGCGCGGCCGGCGGCGGCUAGGGCUUCCGUUGCUUUCUAGGCUGGGGGCCAGUCGGGCCGGGUUGGCGGACGCAAUGAGCUGCUUCGAGGGGCAGAUGGCCGAGUAUCCAACCAUCUCCAUAGACCGCUUCGACCGGGAGAACCUGAGGGCCCGCGCCUACUUCCUGUCCCACUGCCACAAAGAUCACAUGAAAGGAUUAAGAGCCCCUACCUUGAAAAGAAGGUUGGAGUGCAGCUUGAAGGUGUACUUAUACUGUUCGCCUGUUACUAAAGAGCUGUUGUUAACGAGCCCGAGGUACAGAUUUUGGGAGAAACGAAUUAUAUCCAUUGAAAUUGAAACUCCUACCCAGAUAUCUUUAGUCGAUGAAGCGUCAGGCGAGAAGGAAGAGAUUGUUGUGACUCUCUUACCAGCUGGUCAUUGCCCAGGAUCAGUUAUGUUUUUAUUUCAGGGCAACAAUGGGACCGUCUUGUACACGGGAGACUUCAGAUUGGCAAAAGGAGAAGCUGCCCGAAUGGAGCUCCUGCACUCCGGGGGCAGAGUGAAAGACAUCCAGAGUGUGUACUUAGACACGACUUUCUGCGAUCCGAAAUAUUACCAAAUUCCUAGUCGGGAGGAGUGUCUGCACGGGAUCCUGGAGCUGGUUCGCAGCUGGAUCACGCGGAGUCCAUACCACGUAGUGUGGCUGAGCUGCAAGGCCGCCUACGGGUACGAGUAUCUCUUCACCAACCUCAGCGAGGAGUUCGGAGUCCAGGUUCACGUGAAUAAACUAGACAUGUUUCGAAACAUGCCUGACAUUCUUCAUCAUCUCACAACAGACCGUGACACUCAGAUCCAUGCGUGUCGGCAUCCAAAGGCAGAGGAAUAUUUUCAGUGGAAUAAGUUACCCUGUGGUGUUACCUCCAAAAAUAGAAUUCCACUCCACACAAUCAGCAUUAAGCCAUCCACUAUGUGGUUUGGAGAAAGAGCCAGAAAAACCAAUGUCAUUGUGAGGACUGGAGCGAGUUCGUACAGAGCCUGCUUUUCUUUUCACUCCUCCUACAGUGAGAUUAAAGAUUUCUUGAGCUACAUCUAUCCUGUGAAUGUAUAUCCAAAUGUCAUUCCGUUAGGCACAACUAUGGGUAAAGUUCAAGAAAUCUUAAAGCCUUUAUGCCGAUCUUCCCAAAGUACUGAGCCAAAGUAUAAACCACUUGGAAAAUUGAAGAGAGCAAGAACAAUCCACCUAGACUCAGAGGAGGACGAUGACAGUGACCUCUUUGAUGAUCCUCUGCCAGUACCUUUAAGGCACAAGAUUCCAAACCAGCAAACUCUUCACCCUGAGGUAUUUCCCACAACUGCGAUAUCACAAAACCAGCCUGAAAAACAGAGAGAAAGCACAGGAUGCUUCAGAGCAGAGAGUAUGCCAACUUUUCUUUGGGCAGACUUUAUAGAUUGUGAGGAAUCCAACAGUGAAAGUGAAGAAUCAGAAAUCCCAGCUUCAGCUCAAGGAGACAUGGGUCCUGUCCCACAGCUCCAGAAGAAGGCUGACGGGGAAGUACCACAGUGGGAAGUGUUCUUUAAAAGAAGUGCUGACCUCACUGAUGACUGUUUGGAAAACCUCCCGUCCUCCACAGAGGCAGGGGGCUCUCAGUCUCCGAAGCUUUUCAGUGACUCCUCUGAUGGGGACUCAACUCACAUCUCUUCCCAGACGUCUUCCCAGUCAACACACAUAUCAGAACAAGGAAGUCAAGGCUGGGACAGCCAGUCUGACACUGUUCUGUUAUCCUCCCAAGAGAGAAAUGGGGGUAUGACCUCCUCGAGCAGACGCGUCUAUAGGCCAGGAAUCAACGACAAUACUCUUGCCCCUCAGAGCGAACAAAAUGUACUUUGCCCAAAGGACACAUAUUCUGAUUUGAAAAGCAGAGAUCAAGAUGUAAGUAUAGCCUCUAGUGUUGGAGAAAGAACUACUCUAAGCAGUGGGAAGCACAUGCCUCAGGAGAAAAGGCCACUAAAUCUUAGCAGCAGCGCAGAUUCACAAAGCUCCUCUGAUUUUGAAAUUCCCGCCACUCCAGAAGCCGAGCUACCUACACGAGAGCAUUUACAAUAUUUCUAUGAGAAGUUGGCAACAGGGGAGACGAUAGUAGUUGAAAAAAGAAAACGCUCACUUCAUUCUAGAGCAACCACUAAAAAACCUAUACCAAGAGAUAACAGUCAAAAUCCUAACAGAUAAAUUAAAAUGGAAUACUUAAAAAUGUUCCUGUAACCUAAAAGGUGGCAGUAAAGGGGAAACGGAGGACCAAAAAAUAGAGGGAAAACACAGGAAACAAGAUAUGGGAGAACUAAAUCCAAACCUAUCAAUAAUUACAUCAAAACAGGAAAAACCAUAAACCAACUAUAUACUGUCUAUAGGAAGCUGACUUCAAAAGACUUGGGUAGGUUUACCAGUGAAAGGAUGGAAACCUUUACCAUGUAAACAUUACUUAAAAGAAAGAUGGAGUGGCUAUGUUACUAGUGAUAAAGCAUCCAGUUCACUGAGACAGAAGCCUAAAAGUACCGUACAACUUUGGAAUAUACAAAGCAAAAACAACUGAAAGGAGAAAGACACACUAAUGCACAAUUACAGCUGUAACAAUUAGUCUACAGACUAUCAGCAAGGAUACAGAAGAACUGAACAGCACCGUCAACCAACUGGAUUUAACUGACACUAAGAACACUUCACUUCAUCCAACAGCAGAAGACACGCUUCUCAAGUUUACAAAGGACGACGUUCACCAAGACAGACCAUAUCCUGGGUUGUAAAAAUACUUCAGAUUUAAAGAAUAAACUUGGAUCUAUUACCAUAAACUGAUGGCGAUAGAAGAAAGCCAGCCCCUUACCUAUCUCAGGUGUUCCAUCACUUAAGAGUAUUGAUGUGAAUACCGUGGUAAAAUCAAAACCUAAAAGAAAAUACUUACUUAAAAGGCAUUCAGCUUCCUUAAAGUCCAUCGAUAGGUUAUGUUUUUGCAUAGUUAUGUAUGUGGAUUUAAUAAAGUUAUUAGCAAAUAUUCAUAAA